CUAGCCUAGGCCGGCGCCGAGCAAACGUUUGGUAGCCAUGGCAAUCGCAGAGCUAGAGGCCCUUCCCAGCUGCAGGCUGACUGGGCCCGACGGCCUCGCACCCGAGCCGGGGCUCCGCAGGCUCCGCCCCGGGGAUGGCCAUGGCCGGGCCUGCCAUACGCAUCGGGGACCAGCUCAUCCUGGAAGAAGACUACGAUGAAACCUACAUCCCUAGCGAGCAAGAAAUCAACGAGUUUGCUCGAGUGAUUGGGAUUGACCCUGAGAAUGAGGCAGAGCUGAUGUGGCUGGCCCGAGAAGGCAUCGUGGCCCCUUUGCCUGCUGAAUGGAAACCUUGCCAAGACAUCACAGGGGACAUCUAUUACUUCAACUUUGCCAAUGGCCAGUCAAUGUGGGAUCAUCCAUGUGACGAACGCUACCGACAGCUUGUGGCCAAGGAGAGGGAGAAGCUCCUGGGUCAUGGAGGCUUCAGGAAGAAAGAGAAGAAGAAGAAGAAGAAGGACAAGAAAGAGAAGGGAGAGAAGGACCUGCUGAAACACCCAUUUGAGGUGCAGUCAGAGGUGGGAAUUCUUCCUUCAACAUCGUUUUAUAGAGUGUCAUCUCCUGUCCUGUCAUCGGGUCAUGCAAGUCCUGAGCUAGAGCAGCAGGAACAAGGAACGAACCUGAUAACAAGGAACGAACCCUUCCUGAAGAGCCACAAAGGGAUGCCUUCAGGGAUGUCUUCCUAUCCAAGUGACCUGCCCCGACUGCUCUCGGGCCCUGCCCCAGGUAAGCUGCAGCCUCUUCUGCCAACCAAGUCAACCCGGACUCACCAGAUCCUUGCAGAUGUGGAAAAGAUUCUUGGAAAAGCUUCGUUUUCUAACAGACCAGACUCUGGUCACCACUCAUGCCAAGACUUGACUGCAGAAAUUAGAAGUGCAGCCGUUUGUGUCUUGUCCGACUCGGAACCUGAAAAUUUAGAUAGUGCCAAGAUUCCAAUGAUGCUUUUCCAAGCACUGAAGGAACCCACUGAUAAAACUGUGCUAGGUCUGGAGGCCCCCAAGAAUAGAAGCCUCUUCUUGGAGAAUGAAAAGCUAGGCAAGGACCAAGACAUGGAAGGAGGUGGUGUCUGUCAGUCACUUGUUGACUCUUCACCUGGAGAACGGGCAAUGGGGCCUGUCAAUUACAUUGUAAAGGAUAGAGGAUUCUUGCAGGUCAUUGAAAAGGAAAUUCAACAGUUUCCUCCUGCUGCUGUUUCCCCUGUGUUGGUUGGUGAGAAGUGCGAGCCAAGCAUCACGGAAGGAGAAGGUGACGCUGAUUCUUUGCAGAACGACCUGAGAUCUCCCUGUAAAGUGAAGGAGAGCAGAAAGGGGAGGAAGCUCCAAGAGCAGCAGUGCCAGGCCGUGGAGCUCAGUGUGAGCAAAAGAGAGAGCACCCAGCAGGGUGAGGCUCCUGUGCCUGACUCCCAGCUGCAGGCUUCCUCCCUUGCCUUUGGAGCAGAGACUGGAACAGGUGGGAAUAUUAGUCCUCUGCUGGUGGCUGCAGUUCUACCAGCUCAUCCCAGGGGUGAAAAGACACGAGGUGAGAGGCCGGACUUUGAUGGUGGUAAUGGUGGCGGUGGUAGCAGCAGCAUGACAAGCAGCUUGGCUGACCACCUUGCCUCCCAGAUCUUGGGAGAAGUAGACAACUUCUCCUGGGAUCUGCAGAGCUCUCAUGAAUCUGACCGCCCCAUGGAACAGGUGGCUGCCAUAAAGAGAUCUUUUCUAGAAGCCCCCCAUAUCCAGACACAGAGCUCCCUUGAUGAUCGGUCAGAAAGCGAGUGCUACACAGAGGACCAGAAAUUCUAUAGGCACAUGAUCCACAUGGUGAAGAGAUCCAGAGGAGCAGAGCAGGCUGUGCCUAAACCCCUCAAGCAACAGCAAAGUGGCUGUGAAGAGUUUGGCACUGCCCUGAAUGCAGAGCUCGAUACUGCUCAGGAAGGCGCUGUGGAAGUGGGAGCAAGGCCUAGGCAAGGAGUUGUGGCCUUUAAGGAAGGGGGACUGCAGAGUCCAGUCGAGAGCCAGGUGUGCUCCAUUCAAAAUAGCCAGGCAGAAGGCGAGCAAGUGCAGAGCAGAACACUGGCAAAGAAUGACAACAGGCCUGAGCGUUCGCCAGAAGAAGACAGAGGUGAAGAGAGUCCUCGUGGAACAGGCAGGCUUCUCAAGAACCUGCAUGUGGAUGUUAGUGCCCUUGGUGCCAGCUUUGACAAUGAGGCUUCUGAAGGCAGCAACCCCAUGAAGGAAUGGCAGGUUUCUGACCACUUGGUCCCUGAUCCACUUGACAUUGUGAGCACAAGCUUUGAAAACAUACUUGAUGUGCUACCUCCAGUCCUGGGAAGUCCAAAAUUUGGGGUGAGCAGAGCCACCGUUGAAAGCACUUGGAAAGAAGAGGCUACUGGCUGGUCAGCACAGGAGAAGGAGCAAAGCAAAGGCAGCUUAGAAGAGGAGCAAAGCCGAGGAUCAGCUAAGGGGAAUGUUGAGGCUGAAGUUAAGCACACAGAGGAAAAGCAUGCCGAGGAUUCCCUCAGGAAAACAACCAGAGCAGAGCAGACUUUGCUGGAACAAGCAAAAAUACAUUUCCUGCAGGAGAAGCAGACUCACAUUCAGCAUUUGCAGGAGAAGUUGCAACAAGAAGAGGAAGAAGAAAUCCAGAUGCUCCAUCAGCAGAAAAAGGAUGCCCUCCAGUCACUAAAAGCCGAGUUGGAGGCUGCUAGGCAGGAGGAAGAGUUGCGCUUGAGGGAGGAGGUUCAAGAUGAACUCCUGAAACUCCAAACCCAGAUCUAUUCUGAAGCAGAGGCAGAGAAGGAGGAAAUCAGGCUGGCACAGGAGGCUGCACUACACAAGCUAAGAGAGGAGCUGGAAUCCUUUCAGCAGUCUGAGGAGGAUGGACUGAAGGAGCAGAAGCGGCUUUCUCUGGAAAGGAUGAAGAAGGAAGCAGAAGGUGUUCAGCAGGCAGCGCUCAUGGAACUAGAGCAGGAGAACCAGCGAGCCCUGAGCGAGCUGAAAGAGAGGCUGUGCAGAGGAAGCGAAGCGGCCAUGCAAGAACUGAAGGUGCAGUUUUCAGCAGAGAUCCAGCAACAAAAGUCAGCAGCAAAAGAACACCACCAAAAGGUUGUUUCAGCCCUCCAGAAACAGAUAAAAGAAGCCCAGAGAAGGGAGGAGUCAGAGUUACAGCAGGAGCUGGAGAGUGCAGAGCAAAAGGUCCUGCAGAAGAGGCAUCAGGUGACCGAGUAUGAGCGAGAGCUCGGUGAUCUCCUGAAGGAGAAGCGUCAGGAAGUCGAACGAGACCAUGCAAGGCAGCUGGAGAAGAUGCAGGAGGCACACCGGGAGACCUUGGCCGAGAACCAAGCACAGCAUGAAGAGGAGGGGAGGAAGCUGAGGGCUGAGCUGCUCGCAGCCCUGCAAUGCGAGCAGGAGCGCCUGGAGCUGCUCCACAAGGCUGAGCUGGAGGCCUUGCGGAAGAAGCAAGCCAGACAGCUGAAGGACUUGCACAAGAGCCAUCAGGAGCAGGAACAAAACGUCCAGGACAUGGAAUUAGAACUGGAGCUCCGAGCCAAGGAUGUCCAGGCACGAGUGUCUCAAGUCCAUGCCCAGGAGGAGGUCCUGAGGAAGAAAAGGCAGCAGGCGCUGGAGGAAGAGAAGCAGCUGGAGCAAGAAAGAGACGAAGCAGCUUUGGCAGCUCAACUCCACCAUGAAGAGUCCCAAAAAGACCAGGAGGAUCUUGCAGAGACAACACAGGAGCUGCGUAGGAUUCUGGUGGAGCUUCAGGACCGGAAGUCAGAGCUGGAGUCCCAGGUGGAAAUGCUGCAGUUACAGAGUCAGCAGCUGCAGAAGAGGGUCAGUGAGCUGGAGGUAGCCAUCAAGAGCAAGCAAGAGCUACUGAAGAAGAUGGAGGUGGAAAAUUGCGAGGCAUCCCCAAGGAAACAGGAGGAAGCCUUCCGAGUUGAAGACCUGCAAGAGAGUGUCCCAGUGCCUUCCUUUAGAGAGCUGGCAUCUGAAACUCCAAAGAGGAACGAAGAAAGGGGCAUCCUCCUGGAACAGGUACAGCGCACCAUUUCUACUGAAGGAGCCUCCUUGAAGACUGCCAGGGAGUUCUUGGUGCGCCAGACUCACUCCAUGCAGAAAAGGCAAAGUGCCUUGAAAGCAGCGAAGCGACACUGGCGCUAUGACCUCCAGAGGGCACCAGGGGCUGCUCAGGAUCCAGGUCUCUGUCAGCAGCUGGAGGGGGUACGCAGGACCCUGGAAGUGGAAGCAAGGAAGCUGCAUGAGAUGAACUCCAGCGUCCAGAGGGGGGAAGUGCUGGUGAAACAGAAAGAAGAAGUGCUGAGCCAGUUGGAGUCCUCGCUGCUGGAAGAGCUCUCUGAGGAAGAUACACUGAAGGGAGUGGCUUGCAAGAAGGUGGUGACCUUUGACCUCAGUGACUCCAAAGACACAAGCAGCAUGAUGAGCACCGAGGAAUCUCCCCGCAAAAUGGUUGACAUGAAACCAGACCACCAGUUCCUUCCCUUCGAUGAGAUCCACUACCUGACCAACUCACUGCAGUGCCUCACCAGGGACCUGAUUGUUGUCCUUGAACACCUGAGUACCUUCAGCAACCAGCAGCUCCCUUUCUUCACUCCAACCAAGCAUCCAGGGUCCCCAAUGCCUAGAGAUGGAAUCCCUCUGGCAGGUGCCCCUUCUGCUGCCCCGUCUGUGCCCACUGUUGGCCCCCAGUGGGCCUGGAAUAGCUCAGGUCCCAGCCCCUCUGCUUUGGCUGGCCAGUCUGUGAACAACACGUUGCUGGAAAAGUGGUGCAAGUAUUUUCCCGGCAGGUUCCCUUUGCCCUGUGGAAGUCCUGGCCCUCUGGAUGGCAAGCUGGGUUACAUGACAUCUGGCGAGCAAGGUCACCUAUUCCAGCACCCCAAGGCUGAGAGGCCGAACAUCCAGGGCAUGAUUGAGGCCAACAAGAAAUGGCUGGAAAGCUUCAAGCAGGAUUCCAAAGUCCCCCUCUUGCCAAGUGCACCAAAGUCCUUGAUCAGCAGCACUGGUUUGUUGCAGCUCGGACUAGAUGACAACAACCAAAUCAAGGUCUACAAUUUCUAGGCAAUUGGGCGAGGCCGAGAUGGAAGACCGUUCCCCUGGCUGUAGUUCCCAGCGGCAAAGACUUGGAGUUCUCCCUGCUGGCAAUACAUGGCAUUACCCUUGCACUUAGCAGCCCUCCAUCUCUGCUUUCUUGAGUUGUGCCAGGCCAUGAGGUCUGGUCCAUGAAGGGAAUGGCCACUGCAGGAAAUUACUCUUGAUGCUGUGACUGGGCCCAAAUGCACAGGAUAGACCAAUAAUUCAGUGGGAAAAUAAGUAUUACUAGCCAGUAGUUUUCUGGUUGGUUUUCUGUUGUCUAAGAAAAUGCCCAGGCGGUGAAGUCACUUUGGUUGAGGGAAGGAGAUGAGUUCUGUGAGGAGGACAGUGCCCAAGAACAUGAACAGCAAAAUGGCUCCCUGAAGCCUCACACUGCUUUGCCUGUGCUGUAGCCUUGGCUUCUCCCAGUCUGGAAUGCAGCAUGGUUUCUGUACCUAUUGGCUUCCAUUUUGUAAGGUUUUCAUCUGAAGUCAGACUUGCCUUCCAAAGCCAUACCCCCAUCCCAGUCAUUCUAAAUUUCCCAGUUCAGGCCCAGGUGAUCAGUUUGCAGCUGUUGUGAGGGUGGAGAGCAAAAAAUGCUGCAGCAAGGCAGGAAGCAGUGGUUGCACUCAAAUCUCCUGGUUUGCCUGGUCCUACAGUCUGUCUUGGGUCUUGAAAGCUCCUCUCACUGAUCAGAUUCACUGGCUUUCCCAGCAGCAGAGCUGUUUGGGCUAAUGCUCUUGGGGGCUGCAUCAAUGGCACUCCUCCUGUGAGACUCAGCUGAUACCAAAACCAGAUAUUCUUGGCCAGCACCAGUCUCCUGUUGGAACCAAAGCCAAAUGGGUGAACAUCUGUGUGCCUGAAGGUAGCGAAAGCAUAUUCCUUGCUGAAGCUGCCUCCAGAAAAUUCAGUUUUCUGUUUUUCCUCACAUUUGUUUUAGGCCAGCUUUCUGGCUGCUGUCUUCUUUCUGAGGUUCCAGCUGGGUCUGGCUUUCUGGGCAAUGAAUGGGCAGCAUCUCCUAGAACUGGUGCUCCAACAGUACCCAUGCUUGGCACGGACAGUGGUUCGCUCAGCUCUCUUUCCUCUGGUCCCCACAUUUCUCCAUGCAGAUCUGUGCUGUGAGUUGUCCUCCUCUCCUGUGAUUGAGUCAUAGCAUCAUUCAUCUUUAUAAACAUCCCCUUCUGGAGUAUACCCAGAUGGUAGAAAGGGCGAUUGUCCUGUGUCAAAGGGUGUAUUAUGGCAAGAGAACUGGUGUCGGCCUUCAACCGUUGGCUGUAUUUUGUAUACAAAUUAAAUUGACUCUUGUACAUC
Molecule: messenger RNA, 6419 nt
Organism: Rhineura floridana
Lineage: Eukaryota; Metazoa; Chordata; Lepidosauria; Squamata; Rhineuridae
Gene: CEP164
Product: centrosomal protein 164
Exons: 28
Coding region: 135-5096 (1653 amino acids)
Molecular function (GO): protein binding
Source: RefSeq, a predicted model, not a curated record